Messenger RNA from Polychytrium aggregatum, 2211 nucleotides. RefSeq lists its product as uncharacterized. Bases 1 to 2211 code for a protein of 736 amino acids. The transcript is spliced from 11 exons. The record is from RefSeq and is a predicted model, not a curated record. Lineage: Eukaryota; Fungi; Chytridiomycota; Chytridiomycetes; Polychytriales.
AUGAAGACAUCCAUUCUCCAGCUCGCAACCACCCUCGGUGUGGCUGCCCACAUCCUCGGCUCCGCUCUGGCUAUGCCGGCCUGCGGCGGUCCUCCUGCCGGUGGCUGUGUCUACGGCAGCUUCGACUCCACGGCCUGUGUGUGCCAGUGCAUCGGCCAGUCCGGUGGUGGAAACGGGUACUGCCCCGACCCCGUCACCGGUGCCUGCACUUGGUUCCACGACCACUACCACCUCGACCACAACCCCCAGCUCGUCCAAGACAUCGAGCACCACUACCACCUCGUCCAAGACAUCGAGCACCACUACUACCUCGCCCAAGACGUCGAGCACUACUACUACCUCGUCCAAGAUGCUUUCGCCGGAAUGACACCCACCGGCUGGGCGUCUACAUUCACCGCCGGUGACGUCCAAACGGCCACCUUUACCGUCUCGACAGCCCCGAGCGAUGUGGUCUUUGGCUCUUCGGCCGUCGUUAUCCACAGCGGCGCUGGCUUUCCCUACACCGCAACAUACACUUUCCCGUCUGCCAUCAACGCCAACACUGGCUCUUCCCCGCGCCUAGCUUUCUUUGGAAAGGGUGGUGCCGUGUCUCCUUAUGGCUGGCAGAACAACGCUCCUCAGGUCACCAUUACCGACUCUGCCGGGCGCCAGAAUGUGUACAUCCCCACGUCCAUUUUGCUCAAGAAUGAUAAUGUCACCUGGACACGCAUCGAAAUUGCCCUUGGCACCGCUGCCCCACCGGUCGGGUUCACGGGAUCCAUCAGCUCCCAAUUUGACUACACCCAUGUUGCCUCCAUCGGGUUCACUUUCGACGUUUGGGACUAUGGCUUCCAAGUGACCCUUAACGGAUUGGUGUUUGAUGAUAUCGCAUCACCUUGCUCGAUAUACGCCGAAUCAUGUCCUGGCGGUGCCAAUAUCGAUCCCAUCUCGUUCACUUGCCCUUGCCCCCUGGGAUACACUGGAUCAAACUGCGCCCAGUGCGCCCCAGGCUUCCAAGUCUCUGGCUCGGCGUGCAUCCUUCCAACCGACGGAACAUACAGCUACUGGCCCAACGCAGUUUCAUACACCAACUCAGAUGCCUGGCUCGCCAAACACCACGCCGAAAUCCAAUUGGUUCAGCCCAAGGUUCUCAUCUUGAACUUUGCCAACCCCACACUUGCGUCCCUGAGCUCGCUCUAUGGGGGCGCAUCCUACAAUGCGACGGCGCUUAUUAGCGACGUUGUCUUGGGCCUUUCGCUUGGCUCCAAGUUCCAGGGUUAUCUCAACCCGAAUGCGACGGCACAGUUUACCUAUCAAGUCCUCAACAUCAUUAACCUCCGUGAUGGUGAGGGUGGACGACCAAACCCUGCUACGCCGCCAAAGUCUGCCAACUCAGCUCUGUAUCCACGCAAUUCCGACGGCAGCUUCGACUACUCUGCCCUCUAUUCUUCGACUUUUGCCCCCAACUAUGGCUACUCCAACGGAAACGGAGGGUACUAUACGCUUUGCGACCUGUUCAACAACGGCAUCAUCAACGAGCUUUGGUUUAUCGCUAGUGAUGAGGGUGGUCUCUCGGAGUGGACCAAGCGCCAGCGACUUUUGAAUGACAGAGCGCUCUCGGAAGCACGAGUUGCCACAUGGGCACCAACUCGGCUGCAGGUCGGCUUUGUCAACUAUGCUCGUGGCCCGGGAUGCUACAUCCACAGCCACGGACAUGGAUAUGAGCAUUCUGGCGGCAGGUUGAGCACCGUACCAAAGUUCCAAGAGUGGCUCGUCGACUUUGCCAACUUGAACUUGGAUAUUCGAUACGGCGUGCCCUUCCAAAAUCAGUAUUAUGGAACCGGGGGUGUUCUGACGACAUAUCCGACCACAAGUUCCGCCGCCAUGACCUAUUUCGAUAACGCCACUUCAUCUGGAACUCAGUAUUCCAUUCCAACCUACGAUGCGCGCUGUGGCAACGUUCACUAUCCACCCAACGCCUUUGGAGGUUAUAACUACACUCAGGACACGCUUGUUCAAUCCUCGUGCCAAUACUUUGGCCAAACUCCUCCCGCCACGCUUCCGCUGGUCAACCAGCAGACCUGGUCGACCUAUGUCUCAGCCCAUCCCAACUUUGCUGACUGUGGCGGGCACUUCCUCAUCUGGUGGUACUCCAACAUGCCCUGGUAUGGGUCUGGAAAGAGCAGCCCGCGCGGCCCGAUGUUGAGCCCUGGUCCAUUCUUGUUCUAUUAG